Photinus pyralis (common eastern firefly) is the source of this 931-nucleotide messenger RNA. RefSeq names its product 40S ribosomal protein S4 (gene RpS4). Gene Ontology annotation, molecular function: structural constituent of ribosome; RNA binding. The transcript is spliced from 5 exons. Gene Ontology annotation, cellular component: ribosome; cytosolic small ribosomal subunit. The coding region runs from base 102 to 887 and encodes 261 amino acids. The record is from RefSeq and is a predicted model, not a curated record. Gene Ontology annotation, biological process: translation. NCBI's taxonomy places the organism in Eukaryota, Metazoa, Arthropoda, Insecta, Coleoptera, Lampyridae.
UAGCUCCCGCCAAACAUUUUAAAAUGACCGAAGUUUCAGUAUUGCCAACAGUAGCAACCUGGUAAUAAAAAUAAACCUUUCUUUCCUGUAGUGUAUUCAAGAUGGCUCGAGGCCCGAAGAAGCACUUGAAGCGUCUCAAUGCUCCGAAAGCAUGGAUGUUAGAUAAGUUGGGCGGUGUCUUUGCGCCAAGACCGUCGACGGGACCACAUAAACUACGAGAAUGUCUCCCACUCGUUAUAUUUCUACGGAAUAGAUUGAAGUACGCCUUAACUAACUGCGAGGUAACGAAGAUAGUUAUGCAAAGAUUAAUUAAAGUGGACGGGAAAGUGCGAACUGACACUAAUUAUCCUGCAGGAUUCAUGGAUGUCAUUACUAUUGAAAAGACUGGUGAAAACUUCCGAUUGAUUUAUGAUGUCAAGGGACGAUUUGCCAUUCAUCGCAUUACGCCUGAGGAAGCUAAGUACAAGCUGUGCAAAGUAAAGCGUGUACAAAAAGGUCCGCGAGGAAUUCCAUUCAUCGUGACUCAUGAUGGACGAACCAUCCGUUACCCAGAUCCAGCAAUUAAAGUGCACGAUACCAUUCAGCUCGAAAUUGCAACAUGCAAAAUCCUCGAUAAUAUCAAAUUUGAAACUGGAAACGUGUGCAUGAUUACUGGAGGUCGUAACUUGGGGCGUGUCGGUACAGUGGUUAACAGGGAACGUCAUCCUGGUUCCUUUGACAUUGUACACGUGAAGGACGCCAACGAACAUACUUUUGCCACCAGAUUGCAUAACGUCUUCAUCAUUGGUAAAGGUACGAAACCGUACGUUUCCUUGCCUAAAGGCAAAGGAAUUAAGUUGUCUAUUGCUGAAGAGAGAGACAAGCGGUUAGCGGCAAAGGCACAAUGAUGUAUUUAAAUUUACAUAUUUUACAAUAAAAACUAUUAAGGAUG